Molecule: messenger RNA, 1581 nt
Organism: Schizophyllum commune H4-8
Lineage: Eukaryota; Fungi; Basidiomycota; Agaricomycetes; Agaricales; Schizophyllaceae
Exons: 7
Coding region: 1-1581 (526 amino acids)
Source: RefSeq, a predicted model, not a curated record
AUGCACGCCGCCGCCGCCGCCCGUCCGACAUUACUGCCCACCUCCGUCGAUCCCGUCCUCGCCCCCUCCCCCUCCCUCGCCCCCGUCCUCGUCCUCGUCCUCGUCCUCACCCUCGACCUCACCCACGACCUCACCCACGUUUCCGCCCUCGCCCCCGACCCCGCCUCUCCCGCUGUCCAGCGGUGGCAGAUGGAUUUUGCGCGCACCCGUGCUGGGUCGCUUGCCACGACGCGUCCGCCCCUGCUCGUCCUCGGGAAGGCGGGGCAGGCCGCGACGGACGACGAGCGUCGGGGCACGGGGUUUGGCAUGAUGGGCGGAAGUAAAACACGUUCCUUGCUUCUGACGAUCAUGGCCAGCAACACCGACUGGGUCAAUAGCUACGAACUCGCGGUCGCGGACUUGCGCAUGCACCUUGACGCCGUCGCCCGCCACCGUCGCAUGAUCGACAGUGUCGGUCAGGAUGAUCAUGCCAUCGCCCGCGUGCGCGCCCUGGACCGCCGUCUGUACGACACGCAUCUCCCUGGCGACCUCUUCCAGCAGUUCGAUACCCGCCGUGUUUCGACGCCGCUCACUUCCGAGACACAAACGUCCCCGAAUCCGCCUGCAUCCCGCGCACUGACACCAACACCUGCUUCCGACACACGCGCGCAUACACCCGAGCACGUGCGGACACCCACACCAGCACCCACACCCGCCCAUACACCGUCGCCGUCGCCCGUGUCCGCUCCCCCUCGUCGCCCUCGGCCAUCCGCCGCCUCUGCGGAGGAGGACAUCCAGGCCCUACUCGGAGCCAACCUCUGGCAGUCGCCCCUCUCAAGCGCACAGAUUGCCCAGCUCGCCGGCCUCAGCAGUACUCAGACAAGGAGACGGCGGAUCGCGCUUGCAAACGCCGUCCGUGGCGUUGCGCCCGGUAUUACGGCCGACAGCUGGAAGGAAGCCUUCGCGAGAUCGGCUGACAGUGAAGACCUGUUUGCGCUUCAGCAGGAAUUCCUCGUCGGAAAGCAGUCGAUCAGCGUGCUGGCCCUGCAGCACAACUUCACGGGCGAGUUCGCCUUCGUGAACAGGAUGCUUCUCAAGCUUUUCGACGUCACCUUAGCUCGCCGAUGGUACGCGUCGUCGACCCACGACAGCCAGUUCGCGACCCACUUCUAUCGCCGACUCUGGGCAGAGACAGAGGAGGGCCGCGCGGCGCUUGCGUCCGGGCCCGCGGAGCAGGUGUUCAAGGACCGUAAGAAGGACAUCAACAAGUUUGCGCGCUCACAGCAGGUGCACGUCACCGCGCGCAACCGCCUCCUGAGGCUAUUUGCCAGGUUUGGGCCCAUCGUCCUCCUCGAUCCCUGCUGGGAGUACGAUAUUCUGCUCAGCACGACGAACGGUCCAAAGGCGAUGAACACCGCCCUCGCAUACUAUGAAGCCUUUGUGAACGAGACUAGCAGAGGAACACGGCAGAAGCUGUACUUGCGCGCCGAGGAAGCUGUCAUUGCGCUGACAGCCGCAGCUUGGCGCCGUCCCGAGUAUACAGAUAUCGUCCGCGGACAGCUGUGGGAGCUUAGAGUACACGCCGCAGUCGCUUUUACGUAA